Messenger RNA from Penaeus indicus, 1099 nucleotides. RefSeq lists its product as uncharacterized. The transcript is spliced from 4 exons. Lineage: Eukaryota; Metazoa; Arthropoda; Malacostraca; Decapoda; Penaeidae. Bases 59 to 967 code for a protein of 302 amino acids. The record is from RefSeq and is a predicted model, not a curated record.
UAACACGAACGAGGGGCGGGACGUCAAAACUCUCUUUGAUGUUGCUCUUCACGUGAAGAUGGACCUCAAUGUAGACAGGAGCCUUUUGCAAGGUUUACUUCAGCAAGAUCUGUGGACAAAAUACAUUCCUCUUCCAAAAAUCUUGGAUCUGAUAAUCCAGGUGUUAAAUAGAAAUGGUGAGGGGAAGAGUGUGCCAACAGAUAUGUUAGAAACUCUUCUUCCACAGCUCUGCUUUGCAUUGCCUCCUAUUAGCCAAAACUGCACUCAUCUGUUAAAAACUUUACCACAAAGUAGUUCAGUUUGGAAUAAAUUGGAAGAGGGACUAAAGGAUGGAAAGCACUUGCCAGUGGAGGUUGUGGCUUUUCUGUACGAAAGUCAUCCCUCGACACUUGAAAGAGAAUUUUUUCGAAUUCUUGGCCAGUAUGCAGAGAAAGUUCAUCAUGAAGACCAGCAUGAAGAAAAUCUUCAUUCUCUGUUUGAAUUAAGUCCAGAGACUGUGAGAGGAAGUACUGAAUAUAGUUAUAUAGAAAAAAACAAUAUUGCUGGUAAUUUCUGGUCAGAGAGUCCUGUGAUACCAGCUGCUGCAUUUAGUUCAUCAGUUUUCAAUAUUUGCUUCAGGAUAUUAUGUAGAAUAUGUAUUGAUACCAAAUUCUCCAUAAGCCUCAUAGUGGCUAGCAGAGAUUUUUUUACACAGCUCAGCAAACAUAAUUUAAAGGGAGAAUUAUACAAACUUUUUCCCAGUAACUUUCAACAUAUUGUGUACCUUUUGACAAUGCCGACAGCUGUCUUCAGAACAUCAGAACAUGUGAAAGCUAUUGAGGAUGGCCUCCAAAGUAUGCUAAAGGAAGGCAGUCACACACACUCCCUUGUCCAUUGUUUACUAUGUUUUUUCCCUCAGUGGCUUUCUUUACUAGCCAAGAGAGAAUUUUUCAAUCAAAAUCUCAGAAAAUGCCACUGUUUUAUUUGAUUGCAUUGUUUACUAGUAAAUGAGGCCUGUGGGUGAUCUUUAUAAAGACAUUUAUUCUUUUUAUAAUAUUAUCAAAGCUAAGUUGUCUAUAUUUUUUGACAGUAGGCAUAUAUAAAUAUAUUUGAUGUAGUA